AUGAGAGGGUCAAGAGGUAGGGAUGGAGGAAAAAAGGUGCUUGUGACAUCUGAUGAUGAUGAAGCUGUGGACACAACAUCUCAAGGAUUCUUUCAUGAUGAAGUUGAUGAAUUUGUUUCCAAUAAGGAAAAGAUCCUUCUUGAUGGGGCUUCAGAUAUCGAUGAAGGGCACAAGACCUGGGAAGAUGACGAUGAAGCACUCUAUGAGUUGGAUCUACCCACAUCAUCAUCAGAAGGAGAAGAAGAGGCAUUAACAGAUGAAGGCGGGGAUGAGUCAGACGAUGAAGAGGGACAUGGAGGAGACAAAGGAAAAGACGACAAUGAUGAAGACUUGGAAAGUGUUUCAGAUAGUGAAGAAGAUGAUGAUGAUGAAGAAGCAGGUCUCCCAAGUCGUUUAGCAUGGGGGAAGCAAGUUCGAGCAUACCGUGGAACUGACUUUGUUGACAAGGAUACCAAAGGAGCAUUUAAAGGAGAGGAGGAAGAGCUUGCAGCCCUUGAGGAGCAGGAAGCAAUAGCCCUACGCAAGAAACAUGCUGCUACCCUCUUGCUUGAUGACUUUGACAUCCUUUCAAAGAGAAAGCAGGAGAAAGAGAAAGAGAAGGAUGAAAAGGAAGUGGAGCAUGUGAGGAAGGACUUGUCUCAGAUGACAGAAGGUGAAAGGUUGCAGUUGUUGAGGGCCCAGGCUCCAGAUCUUCUCUCGCAUCUCUCCACAUUUAAAGAAUAUCUGCUGAUGCUACAGCAUCUCUUGGAGAAAGAGGGCCAUCAGGGGUUGACUCCUAAGGAGGACCUGGAGAAGACCAUCUUGUACAGGAGAAGAAAGAAGAGGCAGAAGGUAGAGUUUUCUGAUACUCUGGAGAUGGAAGAAGUUGAAGAACCUUUGCGAAAGGAAGCCAGAACCACUGGGGAGGUGGACAUGGGAGAUGAGAAGCGAGCCAUAACCUAUGAGAUUGCCAAAAACAAAGGACUCACUCCACAUAAGAAGAAGGAGCUGCGAAACCCACGCGUGAAGCAUCGUAUGAAAUUCCGUAGGGCCAAGAUCCGCCGCCGAGGACAGGUUCGGGAACCAAGGCUGGAACUCCAACGCUAUGGAGGUGAGAUCUCUGGCAUUCGGGCGGGAGUCGUCAAGAGCGUCAAAAUCAAGUGACCUUCGUGCCUGCCACAUUGCAAAUAAAUGAGAUUUUGCUGAAA
Messenger RNA from Darwinula stevensoni, 1187 nucleotides. Lineage: Eukaryota; Metazoa; Arthropoda; Ostracoda; Podocopida; Darwinulidae. The record is from the annotation of a GenBank genome assembly.